Saprolegnia parasitica CBS 223.65 is the source of this 630-nucleotide messenger RNA. RefSeq lists its product as hypothetical. Bases 4 to 552 code for a protein of 182 amino acids. The record is from RefSeq and is a predicted model, not a curated record. The transcript has 3 exons. Lineage: Eukaryota; Oomycota; Saprolegniomycetes; Saprolegniales; Saprolegniaceae.
GCGAUGCCUCCACCCAAGUUCUCGCGCAGCUUCGAGGCGGUCUACGCCGAGGACGUCCGUCGACGCCAUGCGUCGCCUGCGCCACCGCUAGAGCUCGGCGUCAAAGGCCGGCUCAACAAUCAAGAGAUGGAGAUGCUCCGGCAAAAGCUAGCGCAGGCGACGGCGUACGACCACACGCCCGUGGACAAGGCAUCGGCGCGUCAAAGCAACGUAAAGCGCCCGCCCCAAUUUGUUCGCGCGUCGCCGUCGACCAUCUUGAUGGACCGCGAGACAGUGGCCGUGCGCAGCCGCGCACGCAAGAAGCCACUGGCAGUGAUCCAUGAGGAGCAGGAGAAGCUCAACCGAUUCGAGCCGCAGUACAUUUCGCAUCCGACACGAGGAAUUGACGCGUCAGCCAAGGCGAGGCUCCAAGACGAGUACAAUACAAAGCCGCGCCAAGUGAGCACCGUGCCACUCAAUCUCAUGGAAAACAACCAAGGUACAGAAGACGACGCAGUGAGAGCUGGGAAGCGGCUCGCACCAGCGGCGAUCCCACAAGUGUUUUUGCUCUAGACGACUCUCUGUAUGCAAACGACUACGUAAAUACUUCUGCAUGUCACCUAUCGACCAUGAAUCCACACACUUGAUACA